Messenger RNA from Seminavis robusta, 831 nucleotides. The record is from the annotation of a GenBank genome assembly. NCBI's taxonomy places the organism in Eukaryota, Bacillariophyta, Bacillariophyceae, Naviculales, Naviculaceae.
AUGCCUCAUGUGUUUGUGAAUCGACCCCGUUUGUUCUCAGCCAAUGUGAUUCCAGUGUCAUUGGACGAGUUGCGGAGGGAGUACUUUUGGGAAUCUGUCAAUGCCGUCUUUUACAUUCUGGGAGGAGUGUUGCUGACCAUUGGAUCCAUCCUGUUCCUGCCCCAAUACGAAGACGUCCAAUAUGUGGGAGCCUGGAUCUUUAUUGUGGCAUCCAUCCUGUACUUGACCGUGUCCGGCCAUGACUUGAUUGAAAUCAACAACCAUGGCGGUAUGUUCAACCCCAACAACUUGGCAGAUCUGGUGGCUGCCACCAGCUACUCCAUUGGUGCCAUCAACUUUAUCCUGGGCAGCAUCUUCUUUCUACCACAUGUCGAAAUGUACAUGGGCGGAGCCAUCAAUUUUAUCAUGGGAUCCAUUCUCUUUGUGGUGGGAGCUGUGGUCAAUUCCAUUCAAAUAUUUGAUUCUCCAACUCGAUUGACGGCAUUUUAUGCCAAUCUUGUGGCUGUCUUUUAUGUGGUUGGUUCCACCUUGUACCUAUCGGCAUCAGUACCCUAUUUGUUUGAUCUUGACACGGACAAGGACAAUGACCUUGUGUUCCAGUUUGCAGCGAUUCUCUACAUCUUUGGAUCCAUGUUGUUUACGGUGGCAGGAUGUGUCAACAUCUACCGGGCAAGACUCAUCUUGAUCAUUGAAACCGAAAAACGCAAAGCAGACUAUGCGGCCGAUCAUCGUAAGGAUGGUGGCAAGGCAAGAAUGGCAGCCAACAACGACAACACGGACAGCAAAAUGAGGACAGAUGGUGAUUCUGCCAGCAGCCAGGUGUCAUCAUAG